GGGGGGGUGAGUGUGAGAUUGGUAAUCAAGGUGGAUCUUCGUCGGCGAUGGAGCUGUUACUUUGCCUUUGUUGUUGCUCGGGGCUUUGCACAUGCGCGCUGUGGGGCAAGCUUACAAACAUAAAAACUAACAAACGUCAACGAGGAGUAUUCAAUCGCUCGCGCGUGCGUCGCUGCCAUUGGUUUAUGCGGCAGCAAAUGUCCAUGACUGUGUGGAAAGCUUCACAGCAGGGCCUCACAAGGGGAAGGAGGGGAGGUGGGGGAGAGUGAGUGAUGGAUGGCAAGCGAGGGGGGCGAGGAAUGUUUGUGAGGUGAGAGAGUCUGCUUUCUUACAGCAAGCAGAUGGUGGAGUCAGAAGAGCAGGUGAGAGUGCAGGAGUGGGGGGUGAAGGAGAUGGAGAUGAGAGGUGGGUGUUGUGGUGGGUGUAGUUAGGGAGUAGGACAGAGUGCACGGCACGGGAGGCCCCGAUGCAAUGGGUCAGUGCUAUGGUAAAUAUGAAGGGCCGGAGGGGGAUGAUUCUUUCAACGGAGACGGGCACUCGGUGCCCAAAACUCCCAACUCUAAGCAUGGAUCUUACAACAACAGUAACCGGGGCAGUUUCAACAAUGGAGGAGCGUCGCCCAUGAGGCACAAGGCGUCGUUUGGUAGCAGUCAUCCGUCGCCGCGGCAUCCCUCAGCUAGUCCACUCCCGCUGUAUGCGACCUCUCCCACUCCCUCGACCCCUCGGCGUUUUUUUAAGCGCCCUUUCCCUCCUCCAUCUCCUGCGAAGCACAUCCAGUCGUCUCUAGUGAAACGACAUGGCGCGAAGCCGAAAGAUGGAGGGUCGGAUCCAGAGUCCUUGGAUAAUGAAAAGCCGCUGGAUAAGCAUUUCAGGUACCCGAAGGACUUCAUGAGUAAGUACGAGCUGGGGCACGAAGUGGGUCGUGGGCACUUUGGGCACACAUGUUACGCGAAAAUUCGGAAGGGUGAAAACAAGGGGCUACCAGUGGCGGUGAAGAUAAUUUCGAAAGCAAAGAUGACAACCGCCAUCGCCAUCGAGGACGUUCGACGAGAAGUGAAGAUCCUGAAGGCACUGACGGGGCAUCACAAUUUGGUCUGGUUCUACGAUGCUUGCGAGGACGAUAUGAACGUGUACAUUGUAAUGGAGUUGUGUGAAGGUGGUGAAUUGUUGGAUCGUAUCUUGUCGCGGGGUGGAAGGUAUACGGAGGAAGAUGCCAAGAUUGUUGUGCAGCAGAUUUUGAGCAUUGUUGCAUUCUGUCAUCUUCAAGGCGUCGUACACCGAGAUCUGAAGCCCGAGAAUUUUCUGUUUACUACGAAGGAUGAGCAUGCUCAACUUAAAGCCAUUGAUUUUGGGCUAUCCGAUUUUAUCAAACCCGAUGAAAGACUGAAUGACAUUGUAGGUAGUGCAUACUAUGUAGCACCCGAGGUAUUGCACAGGUCAUAUUCCAUGGAAGCCGAUGUAUGGAGCAUUGGAGUAAUCACGUACAUUCUUUUAUGUGGUAGUCGGCCGUUCUGGGCAAGGACAGAGUCAGGUAUCUUUCGGGCAGUAUUGAGGGCAGACCCAAGCUUUGAAGAAGCUCCCUGGCCUUCGGUCUCAGCUGAAGCUAAGGACUUUGUCAAGCGGCUGCUGAACAAAGACAGUCGGAAACGCAUGACUGCCGCACAAGCUUUAACGCAUCCAUGGAUUCGAAACGACAACGUGAAGAUUCCUCUGGAUAUCAUAGUGUACAGACUGGUGAGAGCUUAUGUUCGUGCAACAUCCAUGAGGCGGGCUGCCUUAAAGGCACUUUCGAAGACCUUGACUGAAGACGAUUUGUUUUACCUUCAAUCUCAAUUCUCAUUGCUUGAGCCCAGCAGAAGUGGUCGCAUUUCUUUUGAUAAUUUCAGACAGGCAUUGGCGAAAAAUUCAACGGAAGCAAUGAAGGAAGCACGAGUGUUUGAGAUUCUAAAUUCGAUGAACUCGCUUUCGCAUAAAAAGAUGGAUUUUACGGAGUUUUCUGCAGCGGCCAUCAGUGUGCACCAGUUGGAAGGGACAGACCGAUGGGAGCGACAUGCCCGUGCUGCUUAUGAUAUAUUUGAUAAGGAAGGCAACCGUGUCAUCUCAGUAGAAGAACUUGCCCACGAGGUAGGUCUGGCGACAACUGUACCUGCUCAAGUUUUCCACGAAUGGUUGAGACACUCUGAUGGUAGGCUAAGUUUUGUUGGAUUCACCAAGUUGUUGCACGGAGUAACCACCCGUACGAAUAGGAAUCAUCAUUAAUGUUUCUUUUCUAGUCUUCCUAUCAUUGGAGGGUAGUCCCAGCGCCGUGAAUCGGGCUUUGCUCACCAAUUUCGAGGUCUUUUUUUGCCGUACGAAACUAUAUAUGGAUCUUUUGUACCCAUUCCACUGCUGCAGGGUGCGCAAGUUGCCUGAACCAUUCACUCUUGGUAAUCGAUGAGGAGGGAGGUGAUCUUUUCGGCACCCUGAAUUGGGAGUGAUAUGUCACUACUCGUCAAAUGUGGUCCUGUCAACUUAGUUUUAGGUUGCUAUCCAACUGUCGGCGCGACGAAUCUUUUUCUUCAGUAACUUAAGGUCUGUGCUAUCCUGGUGAAGGAUAAGAAGCAUUGGUCCUAGACUGUAACCAGGCACACACUCAGUGCUUUACAGUUGGGAGUUUCAUAUAAUGAUGGAAAAAUGGUGAUACGUAAUGGAAGUUUCGGAGGCAUCGAGCCGGGAAGUAAUGCAAACCAGCCAGGUCUUGGAAUCUGCAGGAAGCGUUGUAGGAAAUUUGCCUAGGAUCGUCAACCAGUUGCAGCGUGCAAGUGUUGCCUUGAAGCUGUGUACUUUUUCUUGUGUAGUGUUUACCAACAUGAAGGUUCUACUGUAGCUGCCUUUGUUCCGAGACCCUCUCAAGUCUCCCACAUUGUAAAAAUGAGUUGUGUUGCAUGCUGAAGUUCAGCUGUGUUGCAUGCGUGAAGCCUGUGGUGAUGGAGCUUGUAUCCCUCACUGUUUAAGACUU
Physcomitrium patens is the source of this 2998-nucleotide messenger RNA. Its product is annotated as CDPK-related kinase 5. The record is from RefSeq and is a predicted model, not a curated record. Gene Ontology annotation, molecular function: protein kinase activity; ATP binding. NCBI's taxonomy places the organism in Eukaryota, Viridiplantae, Streptophyta, Bryopsida, Funariales, Funariaceae. Gene Ontology annotation, biological process: protein phosphorylation.